CAUUCAAUCACCAAUGAAUGUAGACACACGCAUCCCUUGUCGUUAAUAAUUAAAACCAUUGGCUGUUGCAUUGACAAACGAUUUAUAUGAGCAAUACAUAUAUGGUAGUGAAAUGGAAGAAAAAGUUAGAUUAUUCUAUAUUCUAAAUGUAGUUGUAGCAAGUGUGGUCGCAUUUCGACAACUGAUUUUCAACAAAUCAACUAGAGAGUCAUACUCUAGUGUCUUAGGACCAGUAAAUGCUGUGAAGGCAAAAAGAAAAUGGAGUAACGCUAUAAAUGAGUCUCGCGUUUUCUUAGGACAAAGUAUUGCUGAGAAACUAGUAGAUAAUUCGAGUCACACUAUACAUGAAACUCUGGUCCCUAACAUAGUGCAUUAUAUAUGGGUGGAUUUCGGAGGAGUAUACAAAUUUACCUUUCUAAACGCAGUCAGCUUUAUCAGUGUCCACAAGAACUGGAAACCGGAUGAAAUUUUGGUGCACGUAAAUAAUAACAAUCGCCCCCAUGGGCAGUGGUGGGAUUAUGUGACGUCUCAUGUAACAACAAAAAUACGAUUUCUAGAAUAUAAUAUGAGCCAAAUAGACAUCUUCGGGGAAAAGCCGAAAUAUGUUGAGCAUAUAGCAGAUAUAAUGCGUUUACGAGUACUUAAAGAGUACGGUGGCACUUAUCUUGACAGUGAUGUGAUUGCGUUACGCUCUCUUGCCCCUCUUCGACGCUAUGAUCACACACAAGGAGUAGGAGCGAUGAGUUCUGGUCUCUCCAAUGGUGUAAUUAUCGCAAAGAAAUCAUCUAAAUUUCUCGAUAUUUGGUUGGAGGAAUACAAAAUGUAUGGAAAGGAGCACGUGCGCAGUCUUUGGAGUUACUAUUCCAUAGAAAGGCCUAGACAAUUACUUAAAAGACAACCAGAGUUAGUCAGAAUAGAGAAAGACACUUUAGUGAGACCUCUUGUGGGAAUGUAUAGAAACAUGGAGACGAGACAAAAUGUUUGGAAAUAUAGUUAUAGUAUGCAUGUCUGGAAACGCAAGACUUUUAUACCAGAGAGACCAGAUCAAAUAAAAUUGAUCUCAAACCAAUCGCUGUUAAGAGAUGUAAUGGAAUACGUUGUAUUCAAUAAGAUACCAUUCUAUGCGAAGAAUGAUAGAAAAGCUAAGAAAAGUAGUCAGAGCCGUAAAGCUAGGUCCAGAGAAUCAAGACAAUAAACUAUGUUCACCAAUACCAUAUUGCAAUAUAAACAUUUUUAUCGGACCUCGAUUUUAAUGUAAGGUCCUAUCCCGGAGGACCUAUCUUAGCUGAUAGAAUCCGUCGGAUGCAUCAAAUUAUUUCCUGGUUCGGUUUCUGAAAUCAGAUAAUGAACCCGUUAUUCACCAUCACAAAUUGAUUACAAGUAUUGGUAUUUUGUCGUGUUUAAAGAUGCAUAGCAAAUGUUCUUUGGACCAAAAUUAAUUUUUCCCUCAAUUGAGUUACUUAAUAAUAUCAAUUACUGGGUAAUUAUAUAUACUGUAAGUUCUACACUUUCAACAGUAUUGACAUAAAGAUGGCAAAUCAUAUUGUAUUGUAUAUAUAUUUAUUGCACAUAUUUAAAUCGAGGUACAGAUUAUUGUUUUUUACAAAAUAAAAUAGAAAAUAGGUUUUCAAUUUACAACGAAGACACAC
Molecule: messenger RNA, 1649 nt
Organism: Owenia fusiformis
Lineage: Eukaryota; Metazoa; Annelida; Polychaeta; Sabellida; Oweniidae
Source: the annotation of a GenBank genome assembly